Molecule: messenger RNA, 2106 nt
Organism: Megalops cyprinoides (Indo-Pacific tarpon)
Lineage: Eukaryota; Metazoa; Chordata; Actinopteri; Elopiformes; Megalopidae
Product: APC membrane recruitment protein 2-like
Exons: 2
Coding region: 188-2011 (607 amino acids)
Biological process (GO): regulation of canonical Wnt signaling pathway
Cellular component (GO): plasma membrane
Molecular function (GO): phosphatidylinositol-4,5-bisphosphate binding; beta-catenin binding
Source: RefSeq, a predicted model, not a curated record
GAGAGAGAGAGAAAAAGCGAGAGAGAAAGGAGACAUAACGAGUGAGACAGUGAGAGACACACUGUGUGCGAGCAAGAGUGUAAGAGCCAGAGAGAGGGAGAGAAACAGAGAGAGAGAGAGUGAGAGAGACAGCGAGACUGAGAGCUGAAGUAACAGUCUGCAGAGAAGGAUAACAGCCGCAGCAGAGAUGGACCUGCAGUCCGAGAGCGAGCCGCAACCGCCUGGCAAGAUCAACAAGGCCGCCUUCAAGCUGUUCGGGAAGCGCAAAUCUGGCAGCCCUGUAUCCAGCAUCUUCUCCAUCAGGAGUAAAGGGGAGGGGGGCAAGGGGGCUGGCAAGGCACCGCUUGUGAGAAGCAAGACACACGACGGAAUAAUGGAGACAACAACGGAGCCGGAGGGGAGCAAAAAAGAGGAGUCGGCAGGCGGCAACCAGCUCCACACGAUCAACGAGGCCGUUCCGGUGGCAUCCCCGCGGACCUCCUUCUCGUCCAUUACCUCUGUGAAAUCCCUGAGCUUUUUCACGCUGCUGCGGAGGAGCGGGCGAGCGGAGGGCGGCCAGGCAGCGCUCACAGAGCCCCGGCCUGGCAGCCGGCGGAGGAGGGGACUAAGGGGGCUGUUCAGCAGCGUCCGCUGGCAUCGCAAGAACCAGAGCGCCCAGGAGGGACAGGAUGAGUCUCCUCCGCCAAGCUUGCUCCUCGCCUCCCGCUCCAACAGUGUGGAAAUCGUAAAGGAGCACAUGACUCUGACCCCCAGGCCCCCGCCUCGCGCCCUGGAUGCCCCAACAUCCCCUGUGCCUGAACCCGACGAAGAACCGUCUACCAUCACAACCAAGGAUGCUGGGAGCCCUGUUCGGCAGAUGGUAAAUGGGAUGAAGGAGGGUAAAGACAUUGUGGUUGGAAGGAAAGAGAUUUCCCCCAAGGGCCCUGUUCUGGCCCCUCAGGAGUUGCCAGCUCUGUCGAUCAAAGCCACGGCUAGCACCAAAGAAGAUGGGGGCAGCAGGAAUGGGAUCAGCGGAAAAGCAGAGGGCAGCGGUUCGGGACAGGAAGGGGCUAAAACCCCUGCCCCUGCUGCUGCCACCACUCCUGUCUCUGCGCAAAUUCCAGUCUCCCCAGAUGGCACCCCUCCCCCAGGCCUUAAAACUGGAUUGGCACCAACAAAUAUUCUGGAAGACGAUGCUAUGGUCCGCAUGGACACAGUAGAAGAGGUUUCCAGACAAGACAAAGCUGGGGGCAGAGCUGUAGCCCCCAUAGACAAAGGGGAGGAGUUUGCCAGCCAAACUGACAUUGGAGAUGGAGGUGCGGCAAAGGAAGUUCGCAGCCAAGAGGCGACUGUCGAUGGCCAUCUUCAAGGUCCCCAGCACACACCGCUUCAAAAGACAGGGGGUUCUUCUGUGCCACCCUGGGCUGAGACCCCCCCAGCCCAGCCUGGUUCACGUCGACCGGAGAAGAGGCCACCCCCAUCAAAGACCCAGGGGCUCAGUAAGAUCCCAGUGAGCGGCUGCAACAGGCCAGGGAAGCAGUUCCGAGAAACUCCCCCAGAAGAGGGGCGAGGCAAGGACUUGCAGGACACCCCGCCGAACUUCGAUGAGGGGUACUGGGACUCGCCUGUGCCUGGGACAGAGGAGGAUGGUGCCAGCUCCUUGACUGGGGACAGAUGCAGCGGAGAAGCCCUGUAUGACGUGUGUGACCCCGAGGAGAGCCUUGGCAGCGCGGCAGCGAGUGAAAAGAAGACCCUGCACUCCGCGCAUGAGCUGAAACAGACUCCUCCCUCCCAGGCCUCUGCCCGCUCACUGAGGGCUAACUCCAGCCUGCCCCGCGACUCCAAGAUCCCUGUCAAGCUAUCGUCAGCUUCCCACUCUGCCACUCAGGGCGUGUCACCUGCUCCUGCCCCCACAGUCCACACACCCACGGCAAAGACUGAGGCCCAACGCACCAAGAUCCCAGUGUCCAAGGUGCCUGUUCGCCGAACCGCUGCACGCCCCACCCCCCACUAUGACCAGAGCAGGAAAUAGAAUCAGCAGCCACCCUGAACGUUCCAUCAAGGCUUCGGUAUAAUCAAUAAUAGACUCUUUUGAGCUUCAGUCCAAAUUUUAUUUUUGAUUUUAUA